Molecule: messenger RNA, 774 nt
Organism: [Candida] anglica
Lineage: Eukaryota; Fungi; Ascomycota; Pichiomycetes; Serinales; Debaryomycetaceae
Source: the annotation of a GenBank genome assembly
UGAAUUUUGUAUCCAUACAAGGAUAAGUUUAGAAAUUGUAUUGACACAUUUAUAUCCUCCACACACAUCCAUAUAUCAUGUUGUCUAGAGUAGGGUUGAACACUUUCAGAGUGGCACGCAGGAACGCUGCCCAAAACGCUCGUUUCUUAACCACCAAGAACUCCAUUGUUGAUCAUACUAAUGGUAAGGUUAUCAAGUUGAGUGACCCAAACCAUCCAGAAUUAGGAGACUAUCCUAUCAUUACUCCUGUAUUGGCCCAAAGCAAGGAUCCAUACGCCAAGUACGAUGAUCAACAAAACAGAAGAAACAACAACGAUCCUUUACAUCAUGAUGAAGAUAUGUUGGAUAUGUGGUCUCCAGACUAUUAUCAAUUUGUUUCUGACAAGACAGCAUUAAAGCAAAACGGUAUUUUCUUUGGUCUUUUCUUUGGAUUUGGUGCCGUAUUAUAUUACUUCCAAUUGAACCCAGAAAAGCCAGCUAUGCCAAGAUCUUUCCCAUACGGUGGUUUGGCUAAGGAAUUAGGAUCUGGUAGUGCUGAAGAUGAUGAAUUCUAUAGAGUAAAGCCUGACUUGACUGCCGAAACUGAGCUUGGUUUCUUGACCGCUUCUGAACAAAUUGCCGAAAACAGAAAGGUUUAUGAAAAGGCCAACGCUGAAUUCCUCAGCUCAUGAGCAAAUUCGACCAACCUUUUAACUUCCCUGCUCGACAACUCCAUCACACGACCAUCUACACCUCCUACUGUACAACAAUAGCAUCUUAUAAGAAAUAUACACA